CAACCUAAACUUUUGUUAUGGAUUCCGGUUGCCAUGGUAUCUGUAUGUAAACAACGAAUUUAGAAGAAUUUUUACCAACUAUGCAGCAGCAGCUCUAGAGGAUUAGGCACAGAUUGUUUCAAAAAUGAGGGGCGUACUCAAGUGGCUGGAACGGAUUGAGUUUCCCAACAGUAAAGACAACGAGAUCAGCGUUCACAAUGUUUGCUAUGCUCCCGAUGGCAGCCAGUUGGUGGUGGCCGCAGGCGAUCGGCUGCUCAUCUACGACCCGAACGACGGUUCGCUCCUGAACACCCUGAAGGCCCACAAGGACACGGUCAACUGUGUUGCCUACUCGCGGGAUGGCAAGCGAUUCGCCAGCGGAGCCUCCGACAAAAUGGUCAUUGUGUGGUCACCACAGCUUGAGGGACUGCUGAAGUAUUCACAUGGUGACUCCAUUCAGUGCAUGAGCUUCAAUCCCGUCUCACAUCACCUGGCCUCUUGCUCCUUGUCAGACUUUGCAUUCUGGUCGGCCGAUCAGAAGGCCGUGCAAAAGUACAAGAUCUCCGCACGUGUGAACGGCUGCUCCUGGACCAACGAUGGACAGUACCUGAUCUUGGGCCUGGCCAAUGGCACCAUUUCCAUACGCAACAAGCUGGGCGAGGAGAAGGGUCGCAUUGAUCGUCCGGGUGGACCCAAUAGCAACGUUUUCAGUGUCCAGUGCUGUCCGGCUAGUGGACCCGGCAGUGUGGACACCAUUGGCGUGGUGGACUGGAGUCAGACGCUGUCCUUUCACACGCUCAGUGGCCAAAUGAUUGGGAAGGAGCGAACUCUGGGCUUCGAUCCCCUGUGCCUGCAGUACUUUCCGAAUGGCGAGUUCUGCUUGGUUGGCGGUUGCACCGGAGGAUUGCACUUCUUUACGAGGGAGGGCAUUCGGCUGGGCACCCUGGGCGACAGCUUCGACACCUGGAUAUGGACAGUGGCUCUGCAUCCCAACGGCCAGUCGUACACCAUUGGCUGCCAGGAUGGAACACUGGCCUGCUUCAACAUCGCUUCGAGCACGGUUCAUGCUCUCUACCGCGAACGCUAUGCCUUCCGGGAGAACAUGUGUGACGUUAUCAUUCAGCACCUGAUCUCUGGGCAGAAGGUGCGCAUCAAGUGCCGGGAUUUGGUGCAGAAGAUUGCCAUAUACCGGAACCGAUUGGCUGUUCAGCUGCCGGAGCGGGUGGUUCUCUACGAACUGAGCUCUGGCGAGGAUCAGCCGAUGCACUACAAGGUGCGGGAGAAGAUCCAGCAGAAGUUCGACUGCAGUCUGCUGGUGGUGUGUGGCCGCCACAUCGUCUUGUGCCAGGAGAAGCGGCUCCAAUGCCUGGACUUUUCCGGUGUCCUGCAACGCGAGUGGAUCAUGGACUCCUUUAUUCGCUACAUCAAGGUCACGGGUGGUCCAGUGGGUCGCGAGGGACUGAUGGUGGGCCUGAAGAGUGGCCAGGUGUUCCGGAUCUUUCUCAACAACUCUCUGCCGCUGCUGAUCACCACCGCUGUGUCGGCAGUUCGUUGCCUGGACAUAAACUCCAAGCGGAGCAAGAUCGCUGUGGUGGACGACGUUGGGCGCUUGGUAGUGCGAGACAUAGUCAAUGACACGAUCCUCUACCAGGACACGGGCGUUAACAGCGUUACCUGGAACACCCACCUGGACUCGAUGCUAUGUUACACCCACACCACCGGAGGCUUAAGCGUUCGCGUGGGCAAUCUACCGCCCAGGGCGCCACAGAAUAUGCACGGCGUGGUGGUGGGACUGUGCGGAGCCACUGCCUUCUGUCUGCGAGGGAAUAUAAUGCACAACACACCCCUGGCCCUCGGUUCCACCAUGUGGCAGUUCAUCGAAGCGGGCUUGUUUGAGGAAGCUUACCAGGUGGCUUGUCUGGGUGUGACCACCAGCGACUGGGAGGGACUGGCCCAGUCCGCCCUGGAAGCCCUGCAUAUCAAUAUUGCCCGCGAUGCCUACGUCAAAGUGCGUAACCUGCCCUGGCUCAAGCUGAUUGGGGAGCUGAGGGAUCAGCAGCAGCGUUCGGCUGUGCCCAAGGAAGUGCUCCUCGCGGAGAACUGCGCCUUCGCUGGGAAAUUCAAAGAGGCUGCCCGCCUAUUCCUUAAAUGCGCCCAGCCGUCGCGAGCCCUCGAAAUGUACACGGACCUGCGGAUGUUCGAUUUGGCCCAGGAGUACAUCAAGGACGGCACGGCGCAGGAGAAGAAGGAGCUGGUUCGCAAGCGGGCGGAGUGGGCCUAUUCCGUCAAAGAGCCGCGUGCUGCUGCCGAGCUCCUGCUCUCCGCGGGAGAGAAUCAAAAGGCCAUUGACAUUGUGGCAGAGCAGGGAUGGGCCGAUGUGCUGUACGAUAUCGGACGUCGCCUGAGCCUCUCGGAACGCGAUGCCUUGGAGUCGGUGGCCCAGAACCUAAAGACCCUCAAAGCUCUGCCCUUGGCCGCUGAGAUAUUCAAGAAGUUAGGCGACGAGGCCCAAGUCGUGCAGCUGCACAUAGAGGUGCGAGACUGGCCGGAGGCUUUUCGACUGGCAGAAUCCCUGCCAGAGCUGCUGCCCACAGUGCACUACCAGCAUGGUCAGUGGUUGGCCGAAACCGAUCAGUUUAUAGAGGCGCAUCAGGCUUAUUUGAAGGCAGGACGCACCAAAGAGGCCAAUCGCCUGCUGAAGCAGCUAAGCAAUACAGCCAUUGUGGAGGAGCGUUACCUGGAUGCCAGCUACUUUUACUGGCUGCUGGCCAAGCAAUGCUUGGAUAUAUAUCAUGCCAAGGACGAACAAAACCCCAUUGAUCAUCACCUGACCGAGUACAAGAAUCAUUUGCGCAUUGCCAAGGUCUACUAUGCCUACAGCGUGAUCUACAGCUACAUGAAGGAACCCUUUACAACCCACUCACCAGUGAGCUUGUUCAACGUUAGCCGCUUUAUACUCAACGAAGUGGAGCACAAGGGUGUGCCCAAGGGAGUCAGCAUGUUUUCGGUUCUGUUUACUUUGGCCAAACAGGCCAAGUUUCUGCAGGCCAACAAACUGUGUUUGCUUAUCAAUAAGCGUUUGCAGUCCCUGAAACCACCGGCUGGAAUACAAGAGCAGAUUGAUCUCAAUUUUUUGAAUAGCAAGGCCUGCAAGAGUGGCUUCAACGAUCCCGAGGAGCUGCUGCCGCUUUGCUACAAGUGCUCGAACUACAGCCAGCACCUGAAUAGCAAUUGUUGUCCCACCUGCCGGCAGGAUUACAUUUUCUCAUUUGUUUCAUUUGAAAUUCUUCCCUUGGUGCAAUUCUAUCCCGAAGUUGAUAUAUCCGAUGGCGAAGCUGAGCGCUUGCUACUUGCUCCUGCUAAGCAUGCCGAGGAUUCGGAUCCCUUCAACGAAGAUGCGGCCAGUGUGGCCUUGCCCUUGAGCCUCGAUCGCAACGGUCUGCGUGCCAUUGAUCCCAACCAUGUGCUCAUCCUCAAGCGGCAGGGAAAGAACGUGCGGAAUGUGUACUAUCGCAAUAUAUUGCCCGAUCUGCAGGUCACCUACUGCCCCCAAUGUCUGCUGCUAUUUUAUGCCGAGGACUUUGAGCUGCAAGUUCUGCAAAAGGGUCACUGUCCAUUCUGCCACACAUCGUCAGAGAAGUUGCUGGAAGACUUUUGAGGCGGCCUU
Molecule: messenger RNA, 3646 nt
Organism: Drosophila kikkawai
Lineage: Eukaryota; Metazoa; Arthropoda; Insecta; Diptera; Drosophilidae
Gene: Oseg1
Product: intraflagellar transport protein Oseg1
Biological process (GO): protein localization to cilium; non-motile cilium assembly; intraciliary retrograde transport
Cellular component (GO): non-motile cilium; intraciliary transport particle A
Molecular function (GO): protein binding
Source: RefSeq, a predicted model, not a curated record